CAGACACCAGGCUUGUGCAAUGUUACAGUCCUCCUGUAAAGAACCAAUGACAAACAGAAUUCAGGAAUCUCGGAUGACAUCUCAGUGUAUUAAAAAGCGCUGUAGGGAGCCCUAAACCAGACUGCAAAAAGCAGUUUUCCCUGGGCUACAUUUAGACAAUCCUAUAAGCUUUCUAUUGACAGUUUAUACUUUCCUCUUGGUGCGCAUCAGCUGUUGGGGAAAAAAGCUGUUUGGCUAGUCCAAAUGGAUGCAAUUUUGAACUGCAAUCUGGAUGAUAUGGAAGAUUAUUACAUCUUGCUAGGAUGUGAUGAACUAUCCACGUCUUGGGAAGAGAUGCAUACUUCAAGCACAUACUGUUGAACAAAUUCUUGCAGAGUUUAAGGUUAAAGCCCUUGAGUGUCACCCUGACAAACAUCCUGGAAACCCUAAAGCUGUGGAGAAUUUUCAGAAGCUGCAGCAGGCUAAAGAGAUUCUUACUAACGAAGAAAGUCGAGCUUGUUAUGAUUACUGGCGACGAAGCAAAAUUACCAUUCCAUUCCAGCAGUGGGAGGCUCUGAGCAACUCCAUAAAAACGAUCAUACCCUGGAGUUUUCUGCUACCAUCUCUUCAAAUGGGAGGAAGUUUGAGGGGGGGCAAAUGGAAGAGAAAGUGUGAAGCCUCCCCAAAACUCAUGAAUCUUUGGGAGCUUCAGGGAAGGUCAAUGCACUGGGCUGUCAGAAGUAAAAAAGAGCCAAUGCUGGAAGCACCUGAGCUAAAUCAUAGCAACGACAUAACUAAUGACACUUGGGCCCAACAGACUGAAAACAAUAAAGAAGGAUUGUCUGAUAAGAGAAGGGAGCAAGACGCUGCUGAGACUUCUGAUGAGAAACCACAAUCAGCAAAGAGUCCAGACUCUCCAAGAUUUUUAGAUGCAAAUUGCUCGCACUUGCGUUUCCGCUGGUCAGGUGAUGCCCCUUCAGAGCUUCUGAGGAAGUUCAGAAACUAUGAAAUAUAAAGUAUGAACCCAAGAUACAUAAGAGCAUGGAAUCAUCUGCUCGACAGUGCAGUAUUUUUUGUCCAUGGUUAAAACUUGUUUGUAUCUUGUGCCUGUUCACCAUUAUUUGAAUGUUCAAUUAUGUGACUUUGUAAUACUGAUCUGUUAUCACACUUUGUAUAAGUAUUUUAGGUGGAAGAAUUUUUGAGCGGGUGAGGCACUAUCUUUAUUCAGUAUUAGCAUAAGUAACAAUUAUGUGCAUAAGGUGGUCCAGUGUUUUAUAUCGGUUUCCUGUGUUCUUCUUUAGUAUACAAUCAGAAGGCUUUUCUGUCCAUAUUAAACUGUAGAAUGUAUUGUGUAUAUAUACUUCUUGCAGGAUGAAGAACUCAUGGUAUUAAAAAAUAAUCUCCCAAACCUGAA
Molecule: messenger RNA, 1393 nt
Organism: Malaclemys terrapin pileata
Lineage: Eukaryota; Metazoa; Chordata; Testudines; Emydidae
Gene: DNAJC12
Product: DnaJ heat shock protein family (Hsp40) member C12
Exons: 7
Coding region: 308-994 (228 amino acids)
Cellular component (GO): cytoplasm
Source: RefSeq, a predicted model, not a curated record